Messenger RNA from Leucoraja erinaceus (little skate), 3522 nucleotides. It is a transcript of the gene cyyr1, whose product is annotated as cysteine/tyrosine-rich 1. The record is from RefSeq and is a predicted model, not a curated record. The transcript has 3 exons. NCBI's taxonomy places the organism in Eukaryota, Metazoa, Chordata, Chondrichthyes, Rajiformes, Rajidae. Bases 1991 to 2299 code for a protein of 102 amino acids.
AAUGAAGACGAGGAAACACUUUUUCUCACAGAGAGUUGUGAGUCUGUGGAAUUCUCUGCCUCAGAUGGCGGUGGAGGCAGGUUCUUUGGAUGCUUUCAAGAGAGAGCUAGAUAGGGCUCUUAAAGAUAGCAGAGUCAGGGGAUAUGGGGAGAAGGCAGGAAUGGGGUACUGAUUGGGGAUGAUCAGCCAUGAUCACAUUGAAUGGCGGUGCUGGCUCAAAGGGCCGAAUGGCCCACUCCUGCACCUGUUGUCUAUUGUCUAUUGUCUAUUGUAUCUCUAAAAACUAAAAACCGCAUAGUGGAAGCAAAACGAAAUGCCUAAAUGUAAUCUGAAAAUGAGUUCAUUAGUUCUCGGAGCAGAACGGCCCCAUAGCAGAAGUGUCGAUGUCGCAGGGCUGGGAACUGGAAGUAUCCUGAGCUAAUUCUGCCACCACCAUCGUCUACUGCAACAAGUGAUGGCUCCCACUGAUUGUCGCCGGAAGCUUCAGGACGGACGAUGACAGCGAGGUCAACAUUUGAAACAUGGUAGAUGGACACGAAAGAAGGCACGACAGAUCAGCCAUGGUCACAAUGAAUGGCGGUGCUGGCUCGAAGGGCCGAAUGGCCUCCUCCUGCACCUAGUUUCUAUGUUUCUAUGUAAGAAGGAGCAGAAUUAGGCCAUUCAGCCUAUCACGUCUACUCCGCCAUUCGAUCAUGGCUGAUCUAUCUCUCCCUCUCAACCCCAUCCUCCUGCCUUCUCCCCACAACCCCUGACACCCGUGCUAAUCAAGAAUCUGACAAUAUCCAUUGACUUGGCCUCCGCAGCCGUCUGUGGCAAAGUAUUUUGGACGUAUGUGUGAAGUAAAGUGAAAAUGGUACCAAAAUUAUGGGAGGAUCCACUGUACUAAUGAUUCAGGUUCUCAUCGAAUCAUAGAGUGAUACAGCGUGGAAACAGGCCCUUUGGCCCGACUUGCCCACACCGGCCAAUAUGCCCCAUCUACACUAGUCCCACCUGCCUGUGUUUGGUCCAUAUCCCUCUAAACCUAUCCUAUCCAUGUACCUGUCUAAAUGUUUCUUAAACGUUAGGAUAAUACCUGCCUCAACUACCUCCUCAAGCAGCUCGUUCCAUACACCCACCACCAUCUGUGUGAAAAAACUACCCCUCAGAUUCCUAUUAAAUCUUUCCCCACCCUCACCUGAAAACCUGUGCCCUCUGGUUCUCGAUUCACCCACUCUGGGCAAGAGACUCUGUGCAUCUACCCGAUCUAUUCCUCUCAUGAUUUUUAUACACCUCUAUAAGAUCACACCCUCAUCCUCCUGCGCUCCAAGGAAUAGAAUCCCAGCCUGCUCAACCUCUCCCUAUAGCUCACACCCUCUAGUCCUGGCACUCCUUCAAAAACACCAAGCUCCUGUCAAGCCGCAAGCCGACCCCUCCUCUGUUCUACGCCCUGACACCAUGACACCAGAAGGUAUGUAUUUUAUGGCCUCAAGAAGGUUUGUUAUCUGUUGCUGCGGAAACAGCGGACAAAGCACUUAAUUGGCACCCACAGUAAAUUAAGCUCACACUCACGGGAAGCCCCAUGCGAUGAAUAGUUAAUUUCCCCCUCCUGCUGCUAAUGAAAAGCGAUCUUUAAUCCAUUGUCCAUCCCAUAAGGAAGUUUACUCAAUAUGGGGAAAUGUUUGAAAAGUCCUCCGCACCUCACACUCCGAUGGGAGAUAUAAUUGGGACAAUGGCUAUUGCUGGUCGCUACCUGUUUUAAUGUCCACACGCUUGCUGCACUUAUUACAGAACAAUACUGUGUGUGUACUGUGUGUGUGUGUGUGUGUGUUCCCUCCUCUACCUGUCCUGUCCGCUGCCCGUUUGUUCAAUUACAAGCCGGAGUAGGGAAUAAUUCUCGACUGUGUUGAUGUCCGAUCCUGGAGAUUUUUGCACCAAGAUAAGGCCGCGCAAGGAUUUUUGGAGAGGCUGUCUUCAAAGUCGAUAAUGCAUUUGUCAUUCCUCUGUCAUUGGAAUGGAACGGCGAGGGACAGUAAUAGCAGCGGCGAUAUUUGGGAUCAUCAUUCUCCUGGGAGUCAUCGCAGGCAUUGCCAUUUGCUUCGGCAUGUAUCUGAAUGACUACUGGAACACGCGUGUGGGCGUCAUGCAGGGACCUCAGCUCAAUACCGUCACGCGAUUCAAUGCCUCACCUUCUCCUCCCCCCUACAGUCACAACCAAGAGAUGGAUGAUGCUGGCGAUCCACCCCCACCAUAUAGUCUCACGUCUCCAGCUGCUCCAGAGUCUACGCCACCCCCACCUUACCCAGGCUGCUCAAGUAAAUAAACUCCCCAACGCCCCGAUGUUAUUGAACGCUGGAAACCGGAUGCUGAUUGGGGAAGGACAUCGCUCCGUAAUGAACGGGGUUUCCUCGGGCUGCUAGAAGGAACGUACCGUCAUCCCCCUAACUUAUUCCAGCUCCGCGGCCGAACGCUAAUGACAUCCUCGAUUCUUUAAGCAACAUCCAAGAUGGCCACCAACCCAGGCAGCCAUUUGCAUGCGGGCCACAGCAGUAGAUCUACAAUCACAUAUUACAAUCGCUCCACACUCUAAAAUCCCUACUCCCACAGUAACAUUUCUUACCCUAACUAUGAUCUUCUUAAACAUGGACUUUGAUGGCUUUACCUUGCUCCAAACGUUAUUCCCUUAUCAUGUAUCUAUACACUGUGAAUGGCUUGAUUGUAAUCAUGUGUUGUCUUUCUGCCGACUGAAGCUUUUCACCGUACCUCGGUACAGGUGACAAUAAACUAAACUGCACUCCUUUCCUGUGAGAGAGGUUCCUUCCCACCCAAACCACCCCCUCCCCGGGUACUUUCCCUUGCAACCGCAGGGAAUGCUACAAUUGUCGCUUUACCUCCCCCCUCGACUCCAUCCAAGGACCCAAGCAGUCUUUCCAGGUGAGGCAGAGGUUCACCUGCACCGCCUCCAACAUAUAGUAAGUGUUUAUCCCAGCUCUCUUUUGAAAUUUUUAUAGCUAGUUCUUGUUCCCAGUCUCUUCUAAUACCAUCAGUUGUAGGUAUUUCUAUAUUUAAAAUAGUGUUGUAUAAGUAUGAUAUUAGAUUUGCUGAUUCAGCCUUUGACUUCAUUGCUUCGCCCAGUAAGUCUGGAGGCAUGUUAUGAUAGUCUUUCGUGUAUUUUUUCACAUAGUCACACAAUUGAAGAUAUUUAAAAUAUUGAUUAUUUCUCAAAUUAUAGUUCAGUUGUAAUUGUUGAAAUGAGAAUAAUUUUCCGAAUUCAUACAAGUCUCCGAGCGUUUUGAUUCCUAUUCUUUCCCAUUGUGUAAAUGAUUUAUCUAUAGUAGAAGGUUUAAACAACGGAUUAUUGACUAUUGGCAUUAAAAGAGAUAGAUUUCUUAAUUUUAGAUUCUGUUUUAUUUGUUUCCAAGUUCUAAUUGCGCUAUGUAUAAUUGGAUUUCUAUUGUAAUUUUUGUUAUUCAGAUUCAUUGGUGAAAGGAGAGUCGCUCCUAUAUUACACGGAGAGCAGUCCUCUCUCUCCAUUACAAUCCAGUC